ACGACACGCUGAUUGGCCCGUUCGAGAGCUGUGUCCGGACUUGUGCGGUGUGUUGACAUGAGUAGUAGGAGCCGAACCAAUGCAGGGGCAUGUCAGCAUGAUGUUUCGCUUGUGGCCAAGGCUGUCUGGCUGGUGAUGCAGAGAAGAGACUUCAAGAACUUUGAGAGAAUUGUAGAAUUCUUGGAGCUAACUCAUAAACAGGCUCCAGGUCUGCUCUGCUAUAGGCACCAUGCCAGGCUCAGCACAGGCCUAAGAGGCAAGAUAGUUCUCAACAUGAUUGAAGACAAAAGGCCUUUGCUGGACAUUCUUGAAGCAUUGAACCUUCACUUCCCUCCUGUCUGUCCAGAUGACUCCACCACUCCCCCUCGUGAUGUAGCAAAAGUGCAGCAAAGUAAGAUUCACUUUCGAAAGUUGGUAUAUCGUAUGAUCCGGGAUGAAAAGUUUCGGAAGGAUUACUUGGAGACAAGACUGGAAGCAGAAUACGGGGAAAUGUACCUGAAGGCUUUGGACAAACUUCUUUGGGAGUUUCUCUACCGGCUGCAGGCAGUUCUUGAUCAAGAGGCCCCUAAAACCACAGAGCAGUCUCAUCUGGAGAGGGAAGACCUUGCAUACACCCCCGUGCCUCCCGUCUCACUGAGUACUUCAGAUAAGAGUGUGACAAGCAUGCAGCAGGACCGAAGUUACCUCUUCUACAGUGACUCAUCCGCGAAGGAGCCGCAAAAGAGCUUACAAGCCGGGGGUAAGAUGCAUCCAAAUUGUCAGGAAGAUGAAGUGGAUUCUGCCAGCAAUGGAGACGGCUACGACUCUGACCAAACUAUAAUUGAGUUUGAGGAUUCGCAGGACAUCAGUAGAAUUCCAUCGGGCCCCAUGUGUGGUCCUGAUGGCAGCAGAAGAGCUUCAAAUCAAAGCACAGCUGUGGAGAAGAGCCGGACGCGGUUUUUCGACAUUUUUGGCUUUGACUGCAGUGAAAAUUCUAAAGGAAAUCAUGUUGAUUCGCUUUCUCCUCCAAACGCCUUACAAUCUCAGGACACAGAUCACAAUAUGCGUUUACAAGGAGAUAGCGCACAUGGCAGGGCGAAGAACAAGACCAGGGUGUCCUUAGUUAAGGACAGCAGAGGAGGAACCAAGGUGGCCCCGCCUAAAAGUCACGCCUUACCCGCCCAUGAGCAACGGAACCCUGCGUCUUGUGUAUCUGGAAUAAAGAACAAGGAACAGAGCGAAGCAGGUUGGCACUUGCUUCAAGAACUGACGUCUUCGAGGUUUCAGCCGAAGGUUCAACUGAAGCCGCUGCCUCUGGAUCUCGUGAGCAAGUACAUUCACUCGCAGCCGCACUGCGCAGAAAGUGACUCUGCUCCCUCGACUGCGUAUUGCGGGCUGACGCAGGACUCAACGUGUACGUAUAGCUGGCUGGUCGACUCUUCCGCUACCCCUGACGAUUAUAGAAACGAUCCAGAUUAUUAUCCAGGUUGCGAUAUUUGA
This is a messenger RNA of Nanorana parkeri, 1479 nucleotides long. RefSeq names its product TERF1 interacting nuclear factor 2 (gene TINF2). Gene Ontology annotation, cellular component: shelterin complex. Gene Ontology annotation, biological process: regulation of telomere maintenance via telomere lengthening; telomere capping. The coding region runs from base 58 to 1479 and encodes 473 amino acids. NCBI's taxonomy places the organism in Eukaryota, Metazoa, Chordata, Amphibia, Anura, Dicroglossidae. Gene Ontology annotation, molecular function: telomeric repeat DNA binding. The transcript is spliced from 7 exons. The record is from RefSeq and is a predicted model, not a curated record.